This is a messenger RNA of Suillus paluster, 1854 nucleotides long. RefSeq names its product phosphatases II. Gene Ontology annotation, biological process: protein dephosphorylation; negative regulation of MAPK cascade. Lineage: Eukaryota; Fungi; Basidiomycota; Agaricomycetes; Boletales; Suillaceae. Gene Ontology annotation, molecular function: protein tyrosine/threonine phosphatase activity; MAP kinase tyrosine/serine/threonine phosphatase activity. The record is from RefSeq and is a predicted model, not a curated record. The coding region runs from base 1 to 1854 and encodes 617 amino acids. The transcript has 3 exons. Gene Ontology annotation, cellular component: cytoplasm.
AUGAAAAAUCUCUCAAUUAAUCUUCCAUCGGCCCAAUCUUCCACAAAUUCUCUCGUCUCACCGCUUUCUGAUCCCUCGAGUGCGGUUGACCCACAGCAAGACAUUUACCAGGCUAUUCGCCCGAGACGGCCCUCUGUUCUCUCCUUGCCAAGUACUGCUAUCACGACUGUCCUCCACCGAACAGAUGAGGAUGGGUCUCCCACCGCUCCAUAUGUGAAUGGUCCCAUCCAAAUUCUUCCCGGGAUCUGGCUUGGUUCUGAGGACAACGCACGAGAUUGGUCAGGCCUCCUGGAGCGCCGGAUCAGAGCGAUCCUCAAUGUUGCAAAGGAAGUCACAUCACCCUUUGAUUCUUCUGCUGCGCAACCCCUUCGACCCUUCGCAUCUACUCCCAAUCUUACUUCUUCUAAGGCAAUGCAAUUGAGUUCGACAUAUUACCCUCCUCAUAUUCCCUCUGGGCGUCCAGGCAUGCAUUACUUGAAGUUGCCUUGGUCUCAUGGACAGGCAGAUCUUGUUCAGGAAGGGUUUCCGACAGCUAUGGCUUUCGUAGAUGCUGCCCUCGAUCGCCAUGAAGGCAUACUCAUUCAUUGCCAAUGUGGCAUCUCUCGCUCAGCUACGCUGGUCAUCGCCCUUGUGAUGCGUGCCGCGGCCAUGUGUUUACCUAACGUACCCCCUGAGGUGUGGCAGCUGAAAGGCAUGCAAGCCGCAUACUCAUUUGUAAAAGAGAAAAGUAAGCAUGUUGGCCCAAAUAUGUCUCUCAUUUACCAAUUAUUGGAAUAUGAAAAGGCCCUGAAAGGCGGCGGUCCCUCGCCCGCUGAAUCAGACAAGUCUUCUUUCAUGAGUGAAGAAGAAAAGGAGUGGGGUCGCCGCCGUAACGCGUACGGUAAUGAUGAAAUGGAUGACCGAGACGAUAUUAUCCAACAGGAGGCUAAAGACCUCGACCGGGCUAUGGAAGAACGCAUAAUAGCAAGGAAACCUUCUGUGUCCUCCGUCGCCUCGUCAUCGGGGGUCGGCAUGGGUCCGGCAUGGCGCAGCCGAUACGGGCGCAAGCGAACUGGUUCAGUCGCCAGCAUCCAUACCACUGGCAGCGUGCUGAGUGAGGAUCUAGUUGAAGCGGACGAGGAGCAAGAGCUCUUAGGGAUUGGUGGAGGCUUCGAUGAAGCUACAGAACCCCGAAGAAGUCCGUGUUUGUCAUUGUCCAGCGAAUCACCUGGCGCAAGCGAACCUAGUACUCAACCUUCGUCUUGUAAAGCUCCACCCCAUCGCCCACCACUACGAUGCAAAUCGCUUGAUGCCGUGCCUUCCGCACCUGCAACGAAACUUGCAUUCAAUAUUCAUCCACCUCCAGCUACGGCGGUGCAAUCGACUUUCAUCAUCCCUGCGGGCAAGGGCAAGCGGCGACCGCCACCGUUAGGCCUACUACCUCCGGUUCCCCCCUCCCCCAUCACACCUAUUGCUGUACAAGACAAUCAAGAAACACCUCGUACUCGCCGCCGGACGCCAGCUCGCAAACCAGCGCCACCCCCGCUCAAACUCCGCGGAAAUACCAGUCAAUUUGCAUUCCCUCCCAAAAUCACGCCGUCACGACAGACCAUCACUGCGACACCCUCUCAGACUCUGUUUGUCUUCCCACCUUCACCCACGCAUCUCACGACCACAUCGCGCACGCCGUCCACUAUGACUGUAACAUCCAAUGUACAGAACAUUGCCUACCCAUUCCCAUCGCAACCCACCCCUCGAGUAUCCACCUCCCGCUCUCAUGGUCGCAUGAGAUCUUUCAUUGGCGUCGGGACUUCGGUGGCACCGACAACUGCUUAUUCCCGUGUCGAUGCACGAGGUUGGGUCGGAUUGGAGUAA